AUGCUACAGCAACAAACUGCCUCUGCUGUGGUGAACGGGUCGCGACUCAAGCUUGCCUCUUCAGUCAUCACUUCGUCCUCCGCGAGCGUCAAGUCAACUUCCCCCAGCAUACGAGCCUCCUCUGAAGAUUCCGUCCAACGACGAUACAGCCAGACCAUGGCCGCCUCCGCCGCUCCCGCGCGCCCCGAUGCGCGCUCUCGUCCUGCCGGCACCUACUUCCCCCUGGGGUACAAGGAUGCCGCCUACCAAUGGUGGUGCAGCGUAACACCUCAAAUGGCCGAGCGAAACGUCCUCUCCCACAUCCCCUACCUCAAAGAAGCCCGCGAAAAUGCCGCCUCUCUCGAUGUCGACAGGCACGAUCCCUUCGGCCAGCGCGUGUGGAAGUCUCAGAUGGUCGAGCUCUCCGGCAAGAACCGCGCCUUGAACGAGUACUCGGUUGAGCGCGUCGGCGAGCAGGUCGACAACACCCUCGUCAUUCUCCACGGCUACGGCGCCGGCCUCGGCUUCUUCUACAAGAACUUCGAGCCCCUCUCCCGCUCAAAGGGCUGGAAGCUCUACGCCAUCGACAUGCUCGGUAUGGGCAACUCCACCCGGCCAGCCUUCAAGGUGACGGCGAAGGAUCAAGCGGCUAAGACCGCUGAGGCUGAGGCCUGGUUUAUCGACGCGCUCGAGGAGUGGCGUAAAAAGCGCAACAUCGACAAAUUUACGCUCAUCGGUCACUCCCUCGGCGGCUACCUCUCCGUCGCCUACGCGCUGAAAUACCCCGGCCACAUUAAGAAGCUCAUCCUCGCCUCCCCCGUCGGUAUCCCGGAGGACCCUUACGCCGUCAACGCAGCCAUGCCCGAGCCCGAAGAGUCGACCUUCCAGAACGAGUUCACGCAAGACCAAAACACCGUAACGAGCGACGACCACAACGCCGCGACCUCCCGCGCGAAGCCCAACGCACCCACAAACUCCACCAACGCACCCAAGCGCCCCCUACCGGGCUGGCUCGUCUGGCUCUGGGACGCCAACGUCUCCCCCUUCAGCAUCGUCCGCUUCACCGGGCCCCUCGGCCCGCGCUUCGUCUCGGGCUGGACCUCCCGCCGCUUCAACCACCUCCCCACCGCCGAGCGCGGCUCCCUCCACGACUACGCCUUCUCCAUCUUCCGCCAGCGCGGCAGCGGCGAGUACGCCCUGCCCUACAUCCUCGCCCCCGGCGCCUACGCCCGCAGCCCCAUCAUCAACAGGAUAGACGGCGUCGGCCGCCAGACGAUCGAGAAGAACGGCGAGAGCAUCAAGGAGACGGGCAUCCCCAUCGUCUUCAUGUACGGCGAGAACGACUGGAUGGACGUCGCGGGCGGCCUGGCCGCCGAGGAGAAGCUGAAGCAGGCCAAGUUGCAGGCGCUGCUCCACGGCACGGACGAGGAGAAGAGGAGGGAGAACGGGUCCGCCAAGGUGAAGAUCAUAUCCAAGGCUGGACACCAUCUCUACCUCGACAACGCCGACGAGUUCAACGAGUUCAUUCGCAAAGAGCUGGAAGACGUGGAGAAGAGCAAAUUAUAG
Messenger RNA from Colletotrichum karsti, 1545 nucleotides. RefSeq lists its product as uncharacterized. The record is from RefSeq and is a predicted model, not a curated record. NCBI's taxonomy places the organism in Eukaryota, Fungi, Ascomycota, Sordariomycetes, Glomerellales, Glomerellaceae. The transcript has 2 exons. The coding region runs from base 1 to 1545 and encodes 514 amino acids. Gene Ontology annotation, cellular component: mitochondrial inner membrane. Gene Ontology annotation, biological process: cardiolipin acyl-chain remodeling. Gene Ontology annotation, molecular function: A2-type glycerophospholipase activity.